GCCUCGGUGGCUGGUUGCGCGUGUCCGCCGCUGGCUCCGCUCUAUCCGGCUUUGCUAGGGGAGGUGAGUCCGGCCGCGGCGGCACCGGCGGCUGAGGAGGCGGCGGCUGAGGAGAAAGCGGCCGGCAGCGACUGAGGAGAAAGCGGCCGCGGGGACGGGAAGCCGGGUGGGGGGGAGGGGGGGAGACGGAGCAGCCUUGAGCCCUGCGGGGGCCGUCGCGCGGGGGGACCCACCCGCUCUCCCCCCCAACCCUCCUCAGCAGAAGCAGCCGGCGGCGGGGGCAGGACUCAGCCCGCUUCCGACUGCACCCCGCCCGCCUCCCGGGGCUCCUAUUCUUUGGCCCCGGGACCCUAACCUCAUCCCGGGGCGGUUCCCUCUGUCUGCGCGUCCGAGUGUUGCCCACCUCUCUUUCAUUCCUCCCUGCACCUUCUUACCUUUACUUUGCCCCGGUUCUCUUUUCUCCUCUCCGUCCUGCCCUGUCGCCUGCUCUGCUUACCCCGUCCCUCCUGCCUCCUUCCCUGGCUCUUUUCUGUUCUGGAAAGUUUAGUACCCCCCUCCAAUCAGGUCAGCCUGACUAGGAGUAGGGGGAGAUGUAGGAAGGCCUGAGAGUUCGAGGGGGGGGGAAGCUGGUUUCCCUAAAAAUUUUCCCCCCAUCUUUAGAAUUGGGGUGGUUAGAAUUUUUUUUUUUUUAUAUAAAAUUGUAUUUUUGAGGAGGUGGUAGGUGUUUAGAAAAGGAUGUGGGAAUGGAAGGGGUAGAUGAGUCAAACCUCUUACAAGAUUCCAAGGGUGGCGUGUUACCUGAUCCUUUUCGUGUGUGGAGUUCAGGGGGUCGGGAGGUUUGGCCUUUAUUCCCACAUUCAAAGUUGGAACCUCCCCCCAAUUAAGGAUGGAGUUUUAGUACCCACUUGUGGCAGGAAACCUGGGGGGAAGGGGUCCCUUUUCCUUUUUCUUUUCUUUUCCUUUUUCCUUUCCUUUCCUUUUCCUUUUUCUUUUUCUUCUUUUUUCUUUUUCUUUUUUUUUUUUUUUUUUUUUUGUUUUUUUUUGGCAGUCCACUCCCUUCCACACACGCUCACCCCAAAACUAAACACCAAGUUCCUCUAACUUGUUUGGAUUGACUGAUGAAGACAUAAAGCCAGUUACGCUCCAUGUUUUUUGAGGUGGAGUGAGUGGUUUUUCUUCAUUUUUAAAUGGCCAAAUGACAGCUUGACCCAGUUUGCUUUCCCAUCAAAGGGCAUUUUUUUGAAUGUCUCUUUGUGGUGCAAGAGCCAACGCAAAAAUGAUGGCGGCUUACAAUGGCGGUACAUCUGCAGCAGCAGCAGGUCACCACCACCACCAUCACCACCACCUUCCGCACCUCCCUCCUCCUCACCUUCACCACCACCACCACCCUCAACACCAUCUUCAUCCGGGGUCUGCUGCCGCUGUCCACCCUGUACAGCAGCAUACCUCUUCGGCAGCUGCGGCAGCCGCAGCAGCGGCCGCAGCUGCAGCCAUGUUAAACCCUGGGCAACAACAGCCAUAUUUCCCAUCACCUGCACCGGGUCAGGCUCCUGGACCAGCUGCAGCAGCCCCAGCUCAGGUACAGGCUGCCGCAGCUGCUACAGUUAAGGCGCACCACCAUCAACACUCGCAUCAUCCACAGCAGCAGCUGGAUAUUGAGCCGGAUAGACCUAUUGGAUAUGGAGCCUUUGGUGUUGUCUGGUCAGUAACAGAUCCAAGAGAUGGAAAGAGAGUAGCACUCAAAAAGAUGCCCAACGUCUUCCAGAAUCUGGUCUCCUGCAAAAGGGUCUUCCGGGAAUUGAAGAUGUUGUGUUUUUUUAAACAUGAUAAUGUACUCUCUGCCCUUGACAUACUCCAACCUCCACACAUUGACUAUUUUGAAGAAAUAUAUGUUGUCACAGAAUUGAUGCAGAGUGACCUACAUAAAAUUAUCGUCUCUCCUCAACCACUCAGCUCAGAUCAUGUCAAAGUUUUUCUUUAUCAGAUUUUGCGAGGUUUGAAAUAUCUCCAUUCAGCUGGCAUUUUACAUCGAGACAUUAAGCCAGGGAAUCUCCUUGUGAACAGCAACUGUGUUCUAAAGAUUUGUGAUUUUGGAUUGGCCAGAGUGGAGGAAUUAGAUGAAUCCCGUCAUAUGACUCAGGAAGUUGUUACUCAGUAUUAUCGGGCUCCAGAAAUCCUGAUGGGCAGUCGUCAUUACAGCAAUGCUAUUGACAUCUGGUCUGUCGGAUGUAUCUUUGCAGAACUACUAGGACGAAGAAUACUGUUUCAGGCACAAAGUCCCAUUCAGCAGCUGGAUUUGAUCACGGAUCUUUUGGGCACACCAUCGCUGGAAGCAAUGAGGACGGCUUGUGAAGGCGCUAAGGCGCAUAUACUCAGGGGCCCUCAUAAACAGCCAUCUCUUCCUGUACUUUAUACCCUGUCUAGCCAGGCUACACAUGAAGCUGUUCAUCUCCUUUGCAGGAUGUUGGUCUUUGAUCCAUCCAAAAGAAUAUCCGCUAAGGAUGCCUUAGCCCACCCCUACCUAGAUGAAGGCCGACUACGCUAUCACACGUGUAUGUGUAAAUGUUGCUUUUCCACCUCUACUGGAAGAGUUUAUACCAGUGACUUUGAGCCCAUCACCAAUCCCAAAUUUGAUGACACUUUUGAGAAGAACCUCAGUUCUGUUCGACAGGUUAAAGAAAUUAUUCACCAGUUCAUUUUGGAACAGCAGAAAGGAAACAGAGUGCCUCUCUGCAUCAACCCGCAGUCUGCUGCUUUUAAGAGCUUUAUUAGUUCCACUGUCGCCCAGCCGUCUGAGAUGCCCCCAUCUCCUCUGGUGUGGGAGUGACGGUGGAAGAUAAUGUACUACUGAAGAUGUAAUGUAGCUUUCCACUGGAGUCUGGGAUUUGCAAUUCUGGAGGUUAAUCAUGCUUGUACUGUAAUUUUACUAAUGAAGUUUUAAAUUAACAACCACUACUUGUAUGAUAUGAAUAAUAUUUAGAAAUGUUACUAGACUUUUAAUCUUGUAAAGUGGUUGUGCUUUUAGAAGAAAAAUAUUUUACCCAGAGUUGCACAUGUUUUAUGAAUUUAGUGCAGCUGUUAUGGCUCACCUCAGAACAAAAGAGAAUUGAACCAAAUUUGGGAUUUUGGGGUUUUGUGUUUUUGUUUUGUUUUGUUUUUCUUUUUUUUAAAUGAAGUGAGAUUGUUCACACACACACACACACACACACACACACACAGAGGACAGUCGUACAUUUUGAUAUUUGAGCCAUUCCUGAAAAUUUGGGGUUUUCUAAAACAAAAGAAUCUAGAAACCUUGCCUGCGACCAAUCAUGGAGCCACAUGAGCUGAUCGUGGCUGCACCUGGGGGGGUGGGGGGUGGGGCAUGCCACCUAAUGAUCAAGCCCUAUAAUUAGCUUCUCAUUAGAGCCGUGACGGUGAUGUGUGCUGUCUAAAAUCCAAUGUUGUGGGUAGAGAGAAUGAGUUUGUGACUAGGAGAGACUAAACUUCUGUUUUCCUUACCCAGUAUAAAUAUAUAUAUAUAUAUUUAAUCUAUUUUUAUUAGAAGUUUUUCUGCUCUUUCUUACAUAAAAGAACCCCCAAGCAUGCAUCUUUCAUGUGUGUAAAUAAUUCAUUUCUGGGCUAAUUUCAAAAGAAUCCCAACAUUGCUGUAUAGAGAGAGAACUAGCUUGCACAUUUUAGGUCUGUGAAAUUUUGUGAGACUUUUCCUGCACUGGACAGUUAAAAAAUAAAUAAAUAAAGACAAAAACAAAUUUUUAAAAAUUUUAAAGCCACAAAAAAAGGCACAUAGGGAAUUAUGUCAAAUGUGUUUGUGUCCUUAGGCAAAGCUGUGGGAGUCUUGAAAUGUCACAGUAGUAAAUAACUUAUUACUUUUUGACAAAUUUUUUUUUCUGUUGGAACACUGAAUUCUUCUGUGCAUAUGUAUAUAUGAAUACAAAUUGAAGGCCUCUACCUCCUGGAGUUAUACAACUUGGCUUGUUUACCUCCACAUGCUGAUGAUGACUAUUUUUUUUUUUUAAGUUCAAUGUGGAGACUUGAAACUUGAAUGUCCCUUCCAACUUUUAUAUUAAAAAUAAAAAGACAAGAAAAUUGAAGAUCGUUUUUCACCUGUACAAGGAAUAACUAAUGGAUCGUCUUAAAAUUGGUCUAGGAAAAAACCUUGGUGUGUGUUAUGGACAAUUAACUGUUAAAGUUACUGUAAGUUAUCUGUAUUUAGCAGAGUAUUUUCAUCUUGAGUGAUCUGAGCUGAAUUUGAAGACUAUUAAUAAGUUAUGUUUGGAAGUUUUAACUUCAAUGAAGUAAUUAUUUGCUGUGAAAGAAACAAACAUUGAAUUACUAAACAAAGAUGGUGCAAUAUCUUUGUUUUUUUUUUAUGAGGCUCCUGAGAAUCAACCCAACUGAAGCAUUUCAAUUCACUUGAAUGAGAAACGUGUUUAGUAUCAAAAGAGCCCAAGAAGACACUGGUGUGAAAGGUACAAUCUCAGAGGUUGGUCAAUUACCGUGGCACACUUACUGGUCACUUUGUACAAUGUAGAUUUGAAGUACAGUGGUGAAAACAUUAAAUGUGACAUUUGAAAAAGA
Mustela lutreola (European mink) is the source of this 4581-nucleotide messenger RNA. It is a transcript of the gene NLK, whose product is annotated as nemo like kinase. Gene Ontology annotation, biological process: intracellular signal transduction; protein phosphorylation. Gene Ontology annotation, molecular function: ATP binding; MAP kinase activity. The record is from RefSeq and is a predicted model, not a curated record. Lineage: Eukaryota; Metazoa; Chordata; Mammalia; Carnivora; Mustelidae. The transcript has 11 exons. The coding region runs from base 1244 to 2827 and encodes 527 amino acids. Gene Ontology annotation, cellular component: nucleus; cytoplasm.